Molecule: messenger RNA, 1827 nt
Organism: Salvelinus namaycush (lake trout)
Lineage: Eukaryota; Metazoa; Chordata; Actinopteri; Salmoniformes; Salmonidae
Product: extensin-like
Exons: 5
Coding region: 1-1827 (608 amino acids)
Source: RefSeq, a predicted model, not a curated record
AUGGAGCCUGAGGAGUUUGAGGGGAUCCAUUCACACACCUUUCGGGUGAAGACGUUCAAGAAGAGCAAGCACUGUGGCGUGUGCAAACAGACCGUCAGCCAGGAGGGGCUAAUUUGCAAAGCUCCCUCUACCCUCCUCAGUUCUACCCAGCUCCCACUACCCUCCUCAGUUCUACCCAGCUCCCAUUACCCUCCUCAGUUCUACCCAGCUCCCACUACCCUCCUCCAACUCUACCCAGCUCCCACUACCCUCCUCAGUUCUACCCAGCUCCCACUACCCUCUUCCAACUCUACCCAGCUCCCACUACCCUCCUCAGUUCUACCCAGCUCCCACUACCCUCCUCCAACUCUACCCAGCUCCCACUACCCUCCUCCAGUUCUACCCAGCUCCCACUACCCUCCUCCAUCUCUACCUAGCUCCCUAUACCCUCCUCCAACUCUACCCAGCUCCCACUACCCUCCUCAGUUCUACCUAGCUCUCUAUACCCUCCUCCAUCUCUACCCAGCUCCCUAUACCCUCCUCCAGUUCUACCCAGCUCCCACUACCCUCCUCCAACUCUACCCAGCUCCCACUACCCUCCUCAGUUCUACCCAGCUCCCUAUACCCUCCUCCAACUCUACCCAGCUCCCACUACCCUCCUCAGUUCUACCCAGCUCCCACUACCCUCCUCCAUCUCUACCCAGCUCCCUCUACCCUCCUCAGUUCUACCCAGCUCCCACUACCCUCCUCAUUCUACCCAGCUCCCACUACCCUCCUCAGUUCUACCCAGCUCCCACUACCCUCCUCAGUUCUACCCAGCUCCCACUACCCUCCUCCAACUCUACCCAGCUCCCUCUACCCUCCUCAGUUCUACCCAGCUCCCUAUACCCUCCUCCAUCUCUACCCAGCUCCCACUACCCUCCUCCAUCUCUACCCAGCUCCCACUACCCUCCUCAGUUCUACCUAGCUCCCUAUACCCUCCUCCAUCUCUACCCAGCUCCCACUACCCUCCUCAGUUCUACCCAGCUCCCACUGCCCUCCUCAGUUCUACCCAGCUCCCUCUACCCUCCUCAGUUCUACCCAGCUCCCACUACCCUCCUCAGUUCUACCCAGCUCCCUCUACCCUCCUCAGUUCUACCCAGCUCCCACUGCCCUCCUCAGUUCUACCCAGCUCCCACUACCCUCCUCCAUCUCUACCCAGCUCCCUCUACCCUCCUCAGUUCUACCCAGCUCCCUCUACCCUCCUCAGUUCUACCCAGCUCCCACUACCCUCCUCAGUUCUACCCAGCUCCCACUGCCCUCCUCAGUUCUACCCAGCCCCCACUACCCUCCUCCAUCUCUACCCAGCUCCCUCUACCCUCCUCAGUUCUACCCAGCUCCCUCUACCCUCCUCAGUUCUACCCAGCUCCCACUACCCUCCUCAGUUCUACCCAGCUCCCUAUACCCUCCUCCAACUCUACCCAGCUCCCACUACCCUCCUCCAACUCUACCCAGCUCCCUCUACCCUCCUCAGUUCUACCCAGCUCCCACUACCCUCCUCCAACUCUACCCAGCUCCCACUACCCUCCUCCAUCUCUACCCAGCUCCCUCUACUCUCCUCAGUUCUACCCAGCUCCCUAUACCCUCCUCCAUCUCUACCCAGCUCCCACUACCCUCCUCAUUCUACCCAGCUCCCACUACCCUCCUCAGUUCUACCCAGCUCCCACUACCCUCCUCAGUUCUACCCAGCUCCCACUACCCUCCUCCAACUCUACCCAGCUCCCUCUACCCUCCUCCAUCUCUACCCAGCUCCCACUACCCUCCUCCAACUCUACCCAGCUCCCUAUACCCUCCUCCAACUCUACCUAG